Molecule: messenger RNA, 1900 nt
Organism: Lingula anatina
Lineage: Eukaryota; Metazoa; Brachiopoda; Lingulata; Lingulida; Lingulidae
Product: salivary peroxidase/catechol oxidase-like
Biological process (GO): response to oxidative stress
Molecular function (GO): heme binding; peroxidase activity
Source: RefSeq, a predicted model, not a curated record
CAGCCAAAAGCUAUGCUGAGAGCUUUCGAGGAUAUCAUCCGUACACCAAACUUCAAAGCGUCCCAGGCCUACCAUCUGAGUAUGCUGUAUAGGGGAGUGGGCAACUCUCGUGUGGACUGCACAACUCUACCCAGAAUUGACCUCACUCUAUGGCGAGACCAACCUCAACCCAGCACUUACCGCCAACCAAGACAGCAGGCUCAUGCAGCCGUGGGCACGGUCCAAUUGUCAAGAACUCCCAAGUACAACCCAAUCAGGCAGAUUUAUCGAAAUUUCAAUUAUAGAGCAUACGGUCGACCCUCACAGAGAUACUACUUCAACAAUAAUAGGUUGCCAAAUAGAUACGGAGGGCGUUAUGCUAUGAGGUACUUCAGGAAGUAACUUCUGAGCAUUAGUCGAAUAAUAUUGGUUUUGGGACUGUGUUGUUACCUAUAUCAUACCAACUGUGAACAGUAAUGAGGUAAAGGAAUAAAACGUGAGUUUUUUUUAAAUCGCACCCUACUUGGCCGUUUAUCUUCGUCUCUGUCAUUAGUGGAGCUGACCAUAUGACCGAACUCCGCCCAUGUCCCUGACUUAAUGCCAUUCUUUCAGACACGUAUCAGAUUAGCUCAUAACACUAAUAUCACAGGUGUGUACGCAGUGAUGAUUUUGAUAACCAAGUGGUUAACACUAGACGAAGGAACCAAGUGUAUCGGUGAACAGUUCAAACAAAAAGGGAGAUGGGCAGGGUAAUUUUCGUGUGAUUAUUAAAGUGCGAAGGGAAGUAUUCCAUUUAAAAUUGUUCGGGAUUUUGCCAAUGGAAUACACUAAAAAUUUUUGAAAGGUAAUAAAACUUGGUGGACUUGAUUCCUGCAUUCUACCUUUCCUGCCAGUAUGAUAAAAUUUUGAAAUUUAAUGAAUAUUUUCAGAUAAAAUGUCUCAUGUGGUUAGUCUUAAAGAGCGGUUAAUCCCAACUGAAUGGUAAUUCCGUUUUCAAAAGAGCAUUUGGAGAAAUGUCCAUUUACAGAUUAUACCUCUUGUGCAAAUUAGGCUGGUGUUUUAAAUAUGAAUGUCACAUAAAUGGAGCAAAUUGUAAAAAAAAAUAUUGGUAAAAGGUUUAAAACUUUCGCUAUAUAAUUACUAUCUGUAAUGUCAAAGGCGCCUUCUUUGAGGCAUCAGGAAUUACAAGUUUUCAAUGUGCCAUUGAAUAGCCAGCAUUGAGUCAAUUUAUGGAAAUCAUUUCGUGGACAGUGUCAGAGUACACACCUUUCACUGCGUUUACAUUAAGUUUAUUUUAAGUUAAGAAUAGAUAGUUUUUAUAUGUUAGAUACGUAAGGCACUAGAGAAUAAAUUACGUUCAUCAUAUAGGUUUUGGCUUGACCUGGUUUAUGUGUAUUAAUAUUCACUACAGAUUAUUUGUAAACCUUUGAAGUUAAAGCUAGAGUUAAAAGGAAAGGAAAAAUUCCUCCUAUUGGAGGGUUUCUUCCUUUUUCUGUGCACAAAAUAUUUAGAAUGUCUCUGAAAUGAAGAAAAAUUUCAGAGAGGUCUGUUUCCAUCUCUGGGUAAUGUGCAUUGAUUGCACACUUAAUAAUUUACUUCAUUCCUGAUGAUUCAGGGUAAAAUUUGUGUUCUCUAGAUUGACUAUAACUUAUUCUUGAAUCCAGAUGUGUCUGAUAAUGUAUCGCAUGUCAAGGAGAAUAUCUUUAUAUCUAUAUAGUAUAUGGGUCUGAUUAAAUCAUCAACCGCAUACAAUAAUCAUUAAAUUGAGUGAAGGUGUUGGUAUUGGUCACACGUCAUGUGUCACACGUUGGCGAGUGCAUUUUGAUAAUUAUCUGGUACAUUAUGGAAUUUAUAUUACAGACAGAUGAUACGUCCACUCCUUGUUGUAUUCACGCCUGAGUGAGUUGCUAUUGAGGGUAAU